UGCCUUGGCGGCGAUACCCCGAACCCUAAGUACGUUGAGGUUUUCAUUUCCAGUUCGUCCGUCGAGUUGAGCAGAUCGUUGUGAGGAGUUUAGGUCGUGGCCAAGUUUGGAGUCAUUUUUUAUAUUCUCUGUCUCUGGGUGAUAUACCGGGUCGUUUUUUUGUGUCCAUUAUAAGUUAUCCAUUGUUGCCCGAAUCGUUUGCCGGUGUUUGCAAUUAGUAGCAUCGCGUUGGUGAAUCAAAGUUGUGAUUUUUUAUUCGUAACGAUAAGUCGAUCGCUUCAAAUAUCCCAGAAAACCGGAUUAUUUAGUGAGUUUUGAAAGCUACCAUAAAAUCGAGCUGAAACGUGUGGUUUUGGGUGAAAGCUGAUAACGAUUUUUGGCAGUGUUAAUUAAGCCAGCUUCAGAAGAUAUCCUUAAUUUGGUGGAAAAAAGUGAUACCCUUUAAGGCUGCAGUUAAACCGAGAGUUGCCAAGAAAAAGUCUGAAAUACUGUUCAAGCGAUAAAGAAACGAAAUCAUUUGCGUGAACAACAAAGCAGGCAAGUGAAACGUAGUAGGCAAGAGAAGUAAGUAGAAAAUAAGCCAAGUGAUCGACAUCAAUUUCAUCCGAGCAGGCCGGAUCAUCGGGAGUGCGUUUGAUUGCUGUGAACGAGUACAUUUGGCCCAUCCAAAAGAGAUUCACCGAAGCAGGCACUGAACAGCAAAAAAAAACAGAAACACACUAACAACAGGGAAAAGAAGAUCAGUUCAGAUAUCCGUUGGAGCUUCCCAUAUAAAAUUAUCGAGGGGAACGACGAUCGGCAGAUUCCCCGACAGCGAAGGAACAAAAAUAUUGCAAAGAAGAGAAUAGAAACCGAUCUUUGGAAUUUCUGGAGCAGCCCAGCAGCAGCAGCACAGAAGAAGCAAGAAAAAACGGAAGCAGUGCAGUUGGAACAGUGCACUCUGAAUCAUUAGUGGUAAAAACGGCACAAGCAUGAAUGGCUCAGGCUACGAAAUUCACAGUAAUGGAGAUAUCCUGUCGCAGAAUCAGCAGAAAGGUUGGUGGACCAUAGGUCUCAUCAAUGGCCAGUACAAGUACAUGACAGCUGAAACUUUCGGUUACAAACUGAACGCCAACGGAGCGAGCCUCAAGAAGAAGCAGCUGUGGACUCUGGAACCAUCCAACACCGGAGAAAGUAUCAUCUAUCUGAAGUCACAUCUGAACCGUUACCUGUCGGUUGAUUCCUUCGGCAAUGUGCUGUGCGAGUCGGAGGAACGUGACGCGGGCAGUCGGUUCCAGAUCAGCAUCGCCGACGACAACUCGGGCCGAUGGGCGCUGAAGAACGAACAGCGCGGCUACUUCCUCGGGGGCACACCGGAGAAACUUACGUGCACUGCCAAAGCCCCUGGCAAGACGGAAUUUUGGAGCGUCCAUUUGGCCGCCAGACCACAGGUGAAUCUACGCUCGGUUGGCCGCAAACGGUUUGCUCAUUUGUCGGAAUCGCAAGACGAGAUCCACGUGGAUGCCAACAUUCCGUGGGGCGAAGAUACGCUUUUUACUCUGGAGUUCCGCGCCGAUGAAGAUGGCCGAUACGCACUGCACACAUGCAACAACAAGUACCUCAACUCAACCGGCAAGCUGGAAACCAAAUGCACCGACGAUUGUCUGUUCAGUGCCGAGUAUCACAGCGGACAUCUGGCGCUGCGUGAUCGUCACGGCCUGUACUUGUCGCCGAUCGGUUCCAAGGCGGUGCUGAAGUCCCGUUCGCAAACCGUCACCCGAGAUGAGCUGUUCUCGCUGGAAGAUUCGCUUCCACAGGCCUCGUUCAUCGCUGCGCUCAACAACAAGUACGUUUCCGUCAAGCAGGGCGUCGACGUGACCGCCAACCAGGACGAGAUCGGGGACAACGAGACCUUCCAGCUCGAGUACGACUGGUCGGCCCAUCGUUGGGCCCUGCGCACCACCCAGGACCGAUACUGGUGUCUCUCGGUGGGCGGUGGAAUUCAGGCUACCGGAAAUCGUCGCUCAGCCGAUGCUUUGUUCGAGCUGGUUUGGCACGGCGAUGGUUCGGUUUCGUUCCGCGCCAACAACGGCAAGCUGCUGGCAACCAAGCGCUCGGGUCAUCUGUUUGCCACAUCGGAUGCCUUCGAGGAAACCACCAAGUUCUUCUUCUAUCUGAUCAAUCGUCCAAUUCUGGUGCUAAAGUGUGAGCAGGGCUUUGUGGGCUAUCGUGCCCCGGGAAGCAACAAGCUGGAAUGCAACAAGGCCACGUACGAAACCAUUCUUGUUGAACGGGCUCAGAAGGGUGAGGUCUACUUCAAAGGACAAAAUGGUAAAUACUGGAGAGUUGAUGGAGAAGGAAUUGCCGCCGACUCGGACACGCCCGUCGAUGGUUUCUACAUUGAGUUGCGGGAACCGACUCGUAUCUGCCUACGUUCCAACGAUGGCCGAUAUCUGGGUGCCACCAAGAAUGGAACCUUCAAGCUGGUUGACACCGAUUUCGAUUCUGCCACCCAGUGGGAGUACUAAGCUGCUAGAUAGCCUCUUGGCACUGUUCUCAUUAGUCUCUUUAACCCAUUAGUAGUAUCUCAUUGCGGUUCGGGUACUCUCAUAAACUCGCACUCGAAAAUUUUAGCAUGUUAGGUUAUACACAUUACAGGUCCCUCCACAAGCACAUUCACACCACAUGUUGCUGCUUAAUUCAUGGAACUAGUAGAGAAAAAUUACCCACACAGUAAUCAAUACGAGCUAAAACACAUCAGCACACACACAAACAAGUGAAUACAACGCAAUCAAUCUCUCUUCUUCUAAAACAUUAACAAUUAAUGUUCCAAAUUUUAUUUGUAAAUUUACUUUUCUUGUCUUUCUCGUAAAUAAUGUUAGUAGGAAUCAAGCGUUUUACAUGAGAAGCCAACUUAUCUCAACGAUAGGAACGUUUGAAACAAUGUUUAAUUUAUUUUGGAAUACACGUUUUCAAAACAAAAAAAAACUAAUCCUUAAUCUGAUGCAUGCGCAUAUUUAUUGCAAUAAUCAUCGAGAACGCUAAAUUAGCUGUAGUCCUUAGUAUUCAAUAAAGAGCUAAAAUAAUUCAUGCUGAAGCUGGCAGUUGUUAGCAACUAAAAUCAUUUCAAUGCAACAGCGAUUGUCUUACAGCCGUAUUGGAUGUUUCGCUGCGUGUAUUAUCCAUGUCCCACGCGUAACCUCAACACUGGUUCAACGAGAGCGAAAUUUUGAGCACGUCCAACGGUUUACCAAAAAUAAAACCUUAUCGAGAAUCGAAACUUAUUUGACUUAAUUUUUUCAAAGCGCCAAGCAAUCGCCAAAUUGUGAUCAUGAUAGGAACCGCUUGGUGAAACAGGUAUUCCACGCAGUACUUAACGCAGUCACCCAAACCAACAGCACGAAUUCAUUCAUUCAACCUUCGAGAUGGAACUGAUCAACAAGACAACUGAUAACUGCCAAAGUCACUCUGAUACUGCGAAACAAGUCACUUUGAAAAAUAUAAAAUCGAAUCCUUAGUUUGCAUGGAAACGUCAUAAAAUAUAUACAAUCUAUUAAAAACAACAAAACAUCAAAGAUUAUGACCAUUUCAUCCUUUGUAAAGUAUUUAACCCUAGGUUUUAUGUUAGAUCAACCCCUGCGUUUACCCGCAAGCACCAGAACAGAUGGAAAGAUUCAUGUAAAGUAUUUAUUUAUAUACAAAAAAAACUAUAUUAACAAUUUUCAUUAUCGUUCACAAAUUGUUUAACGAAAAAACGAAAAAAAUAAAACAAGCAAACAAACCUGCGUUUGUCAAAUGUUAGUCUUUGUACGUUCGCUGGAUGCUGCACUGUGUUAGGGAAGAAACACAAACAAACUCUGACGAUCGAUUGAGAAUGAGAUUAAAAAAAAAACGAAUCAUUCGCGAAAUCUUUUAUGCGUAAAAAUAACCAAACCUUACAUCAUAUUUUUAUGACGAAUUUACGGCGGGAAAACCCAUUAUAUACAUUAUCGGAAAUAUAUUAUGCAGACCGUAUGAGUGUAUUCAAGAAGAAUUGGAAACAUGAACAAUAUCAAAUAAAAUCUAAAA
Uranotaenia lowii is the source of this 4047-nucleotide messenger RNA. RefSeq names its product protein singed (gene singed). Gene Ontology annotation, cellular component: actin cytoskeleton; cytoplasm. NCBI's taxonomy places the organism in Eukaryota, Metazoa, Arthropoda, Insecta, Diptera, Culicidae. The transcript has 7 exons. Gene Ontology annotation, biological process: actin filament bundle assembly; cell migration; establishment or maintenance of cell polarity. The record is from RefSeq and is a predicted model, not a curated record. The coding region runs from base 972 to 2507 and encodes 511 amino acids. Gene Ontology annotation, molecular function: protein-macromolecule adaptor activity; actin filament binding.